This is a messenger RNA of Hyalella azteca, 554 nucleotides long. Its product is annotated as dipeptidyl peptidase 1-like. The transcript has 4 exons. The record is from RefSeq and is a predicted model, not a curated record. The coding region runs from base 63 to 554 and encodes 163 amino acids. Lineage: Eukaryota; Metazoa; Arthropoda; Malacostraca; Amphipoda; Hyalellidae.
GUGUGGUGUUUGGUGUAUCGGGACUGUAAUUCGUAAUUGAUUGGCUAAGUUACGUGAUCAGUAUGAAGGGGCUAUUAUUAAGCCUGCUGGUAGUGGCUGUAACAUUCGAGUUAGGAGCAGCCGAUCUUCCCGUUGAAUGUUACUUCAGUGACAUUCAGGGAACAUGGACGUUCUACGAGUCAGCUCGUGAUGGCAGCCCUGGCAUGGCUUGCGACACAGUCGAUGAGGUCGUAUACCAGAAGACGAUCAAGUUACGUUUCCCCAAUACGGCGGAGGAUGAGUUCGGUAACAUCGGCACCUGGACGAUGGUAUAUGACCAGGGCUUCGAAGUGCGGGUCGGUGGCCGAUCAUACUUCGCCUUCAGCUACUUUGAAAAGACGGGUGACAACGUGACGUCAUACUGCGACAAGACGUUCCCUGGCUGGGCUCGAGACCUGACGGUGCGCAACUGGUCGUGCUUCAAGGCGGUUAAAGUGACCGACAUACCCGUCCUGAGGCAGCGCUUCGACCGGCACAACAGCAAGCUCGUGAGAUGCCAUCUUGGCAGAAGCUAA